GAAGCUUCUCUGUUCAGCUGGGAAAGUUUCUUUCUUGACGUUGUAUUCUCUUUUGACUUUGAUUGGAAACCAAACCCAUAUCUUUUAUCCUUUGAAAUUGCAGAGUUUCCUCAUGCCUAUUCAAAUCUCUGACUAUAAUACCUUUCUGGGUCUUCGAUCAUCACAAAAUUUCCUUGGAUUUUCCCUUCGACAUUCCAAUUAGCUUCCUGCGUAUCUUUUAAUUCCAUAAGUUAUAAUGAGGGCACCAUCACUACUUUCCCAGUGCUUGCCUGGCUUGGUGCCUCAAGAUAAAGGAAGCCACAGCUCUCCCUCCAUUUCAGAGAGAGAUGUCCAUCUCCCGUCACCAGCUGUUGAGAUUCUCCCUUCAAAGACAGCUCAUCCAUACAAAUAUGCAGGGGAGAACGUAGAUUUGCAAGGUCUCAAUGUUUUUAAGGGUAGAGUUAGUGUUGCCGAUAUAAUUGGCUUUAACGGCUCAGAGUCUGCAUCUUCAAAACCUGAAGGUCAUCUGAAAUCCUGGGACAGUUCCAUUGAUCUUGUAAAUGUCCUUAAGCACGAGAUCCGUGACGGACAACUGAGCUUUAGGGGCAAAAGAGUACUAGAGCUAGGUUGUAGCUAUGGACUUCCCGGGGUGUUUGCUUGCCUCAAGGGAGCAAGCAUAGUGCACUUUCAAGACCUGAGUGCAGAAACUGUUAGAUGCACAACCAUACCGAACGUCCUUGCCAAUCUCGAACAAGCUCGGGACAGGCAGAGCAGACAGCCAGAGAGUCCCUUAACUCCGUCUAGACAUACUUUGGCCCCAUCGGUACAUUUUUAUGCUGGUGACUGGGAUGAGCUCCCAACAGUCUUAUCUGUUGUUAGGGGUGAUGGAUUCGAAGCACCCACCGGAAUGAGCUUAAGCUUCUCUGAAGAAGAUUUUAUGGAUGGUUGCAGCAGUCAAGAUGGUAGCAUCAUCGGCCAUGAGUCUUCCUCAAGGAGAUCAAGGAAACUGUCAGGAAGUCGAGCAUGGGAAAGGGCUAGUGAGAUCGAUCAGGGAGAAGGUGGAUACGAUGUCAUUUUAAUGGCGGAAAUCCCAUAUUCACUCAACUCUUUGAAGAAGCUAUAUGCACUGAUAAAAAAGUGUGUGAGACCUCCCUAUGGAGUGUUAUACUUGGCCACAAAGAAGAAUUACGUCGGUUUCAAUAGCGGAGCGAGGCAUUUGAGGAGUUUAGUCGAUGAGGAAGGCGUUUUUGGAGCUCACUUGGUGAAGGAGAUGACCGACCGAGACGUUUGGAAGUUCUUUCUCAAGUGAAAGAAUGGAAAAAACAGGACAAACUCUUGAAGAAAUGAUGCAGUGAAGUCCAUGUGCAGGUGCCUUUUGUCACAGCAAUCAAGUUUUAUGUAAUAAUAUUUAUCACAAAGCAUAUGCAAUUAAUGGAGUUGCCUAAAUUAGAAGGGGAAUUGUUUAGUCAGUGAAGCAUUUAUUAUACUUUGAUUGUAUAAUCUGUAUUUUUUUUUUCUUUAGUUUCUUGUCAAUUUUGUGAGGAUUCUCCUUGCUGUUGCUGUAAAUUAAACCUUCAGUAAAUCAAAAGUUCAAUGUCAUUAUUAUUAUUAUUAUUA
This is a messenger RNA of Benincasa hispida (wax gourd), 1596 nucleotides long. RefSeq names its product S-adenosyl-L-methionine-dependent methyltransferases superfamily protein. The record is from RefSeq and is a predicted model, not a curated record. Lineage: Eukaryota; Viridiplantae; Streptophyta; Magnoliopsida; Cucurbitales; Cucurbitaceae.